AUGUUGUCAUUAGUUACAUGUACAGCACCAGUCAACAUUGCCACGAUCAAGUACUGGGGCAAGAGAGACGAGAAGUUGAUCCUACCUUUGAACGACUCGCUCAGUGGUACACUGCACCAAGAUGAUCUAAAGACAACUACCACCGCCAUGGCCAGCGAAUCAUUCACCGAGGAUGCACUCUGGUUGAAUGGAAAGAAGGAAGACAUCAACACUACACGUUAUCAGAAUGUAUUGAAGACUAUUAGAUCUCGCGCUACUAAGCUCAUGGAUAAGAAGCAUUGCGUGCAUAUUUGCUCGGUGAAUAACUUCCCAACUGCUGCUGGUUUGGCCAGCUCGGCAAGUGGCUACGCAUGUUUGGUCUACGUGUUGGCACAGCUUUAUGGAGUGGAGGGCGACGUGUCGGCCAUCGCCAGAAUUGGCAGUGGCAGCGCCUGUCGCUCAGUUUAUGGUGGCUUUGUCAAGUGGGUGAUGGGCGAGCACGCCGACGGCUCAGAUUCGCUGGCCGUGCAGGUGGCCCCCGAGACACACUGGCCCGAGAUGAACAUCAUCGUGCUGGUUGUCAAUGACAAGAAGAAGGAGACCAGCUCCACCAAUGGCAUGCAGCUUUCGGCACAGACCAGCCCCAUGAUGAAGGAGCGCUGCGCCACCAUCGUGCCACAGCGCAUGAAGGACAUUGAAGCCGCCAUCCAGGCCCGCGACUUCCAAACGUUUGGCGAUAUCACAAUGAAGGACUCGGACGACUUCCAUGCCGUCUGCGCCACCACUCAGCCACCAAUUCACUACCUGAACGAGACAUCGCGCUACAUCAUCGAUCUGGUGCACAAGUUCAACACGGCUGCCGGCAGCAUCAAGUGCGCCUACACCUUUGACGCCGGCCCCAACGCCUGCAUCUACCUGCCCGCCGACAACGUCAUCGAGGUGCUUGCACUCUUUGUCAAGCACUUUCCAACGUCGGAUCUGGCCGCCUACUACCGCGGCGAUGCUGCCAACGUCGAGAAGAUCGCCAACUACCAGCCACCCACCAACACCCAGUCGCUCUACAGCACACCGAGCGCCGCCACCCAGGAGCUUGCCGGCUCGUUGAAGUACAUUCUUCACACCAAGAUUGGUCCAGGACCAUGUGUCUUGUCCGAGAGUGAAUCUUUGAUUGACCCAAGCACUGGCUUACCCAAGGUCGUUGCUGCUGACCCUUCGGCCAUCAACAACUAA
Acytostelium subglobosum LB1 is the source of this 1209-nucleotide messenger RNA. RefSeq lists its product as hypothetical. Gene Ontology annotation, biological process: isoprenoid biosynthetic process; isopentenyl diphosphate biosynthetic process, mevalonate pathway. Gene Ontology annotation, cellular component: cytosol. Gene Ontology annotation, molecular function: diphosphomevalonate decarboxylase activity; ATP binding. The transcript is spliced from 2 exons. The coding region runs from base 1 to 1209 and encodes 402 amino acids. Lineage: Eukaryota; Evosea; Eumycetozoa; Acytosteliales; Acytosteliaceae. The record is from RefSeq and is a predicted model, not a curated record.